This is a messenger RNA of Spodoptera litura, 5912 nucleotides long. Lineage: Eukaryota; Metazoa; Arthropoda; Insecta; Lepidoptera; Noctuidae. The record is from RefSeq and is a predicted model, not a curated record.
CGUUUGGCUAACGCGGAUUGUCCUCAAGUUUUUCCACAGUGAAUUUUAUCUAACGUGUUGAACGGAAGCCGGCCGAUGCGCACAUCUCGUUGCCGCAUCCCGUUUCACUCGGCCCUCCGCCAAUCGCCUCCGACCUCCGACCAAACGGACCUCUACACCUCAAUUCUCCCUCAGUCUUACUGUAGGCGGCGCGACGCACGGACGUACGCGACUGUCGCUCGGUAUCCGUUCGCGAGCUUUCGAAUCUUACCUGUGGAUUGUUAGUGACAUGUGUCUAUAAAAAAUACAUUAUAUAAACAUUGUGGAUUUUUUUCUGGAUUAACACUGCCCUGUUUCGAGUUCCGGGAAAAUCGCAACAUAUCAUAUUCAAGGUAAAAUUCUGAAACAAAUGUCCGAACAACGAAAGUAUUGGGAAUUUCGAAAAGCAACCAAUUUCGUCGAUAUUCUGAAUGGCUUUGGCCAUUGUUUUUCGUGAAUACUAAUCAGGUUUCAGUUUUUGGGUUGCAGUGAAGAACUUAUAGAUUUGUUUGUGUGCUAUCGCAGUUCUAGUAGAGAUACAAACAUCGCAUCGAAUUUGCAAGAACUAAACUGUAACAAGGACUCGAGCUGAAGAAUAUGGACGAUAAAUCAUGCUCAAUGAGCGCUUGGAAAUGAAACAAAAAACGAGAAAGAAACUUUUCAAACAUAAACGAACCCAGGCCAAGUUAUAGCCACAUUCACCAAAGUCAUGUGAAGUAUAUUUUCAUCACUGAAACUGUCAUAUCGAAGAAGCAUAUCUUGUGACAAUCGUGAAACACGAAGACAUAUCUCAUUAUUAAUGCUAGUCACCCUUUUGUGAUUAUAGAUAGUGUAAACUUUAUUGCUCAAAUUCUAUAAAGAAGAUAUUGAUUUAAAACAUCAUAGAUAUAAAUGAAGAUAAGACUAAAAUAUUCAAGUUUCGAAAAAUGUAUUGAGUGAAUCAAAUAAACAGAGAAGUUCAAGCAGUAUAUAUCUUGGAAAUAAGUAUUGAGAAGAAUGAAAUACUACAGCAUGUUUUUCUUACGGAGGCGGACUUUGAUAUUGAAGGCUGUGCUCAUAUUAACAGCGAUAUGGUUUAUGGUCGCGCUGUUGACUACUAAUGGCGGUUCAAGGAAUUCGAUCGUUGCGCCAGCGAUCGAAUAUGUCGAGGCGGAGGCGAAGCCCUUGAAGAUGGGAAAGCCCACGUCUACAAAAAAGAAGAGUGAAACCUACGGGAAUAAUUUAUCUGAUGCACCAACGCGGGUCGAUUGGAUCGGUCGGCUUUCGGGAAAUGAAGGGCUAGGUGUGAUCGCUGCCCCGGGCUCGGACAACGCACCCGGAGAACUGGGUAAACCGGUCGUCCUACCAAAGAAUAUUAGCGAAGAUGCCAAGUUAGCUGUCUCGGAGGGAUGGAAAAAGAACGCGUUCAACCAAUACGUCAGUGACCUGAUAUCUAUUAGGAGAAAGCUGCCGGACCCCAGAGACGAGUGGUGCAAAGUUCCAGGCAGAUACUUAGAGGAUCUGCCACAAACAUCCGUAGUAAUAUGCUUCCACAACGAGGCAUGGUCGGUGUUACUUAGGACCGUUCAUUCAGUAUUGGAUCGGUCGCCGGCACACUUGAUCAAGGAAAUUAUUCUUGUAGACGACUUUUCUGACAUGCCUCACUUAAUGCAGCAACUUGAUGAUUAUAUGUCAUCGUUACCAAAAGUAAGAAUAGUUCGAGCCACUCGACGUGAAGGUCUCAUCAGAGCACGACUCCUUGGUGCUCGAUACGUUACAGCUCCCGUUCUAACUUAUCUCGACAGCCAUUGCGAGUGCACUGAAGGAUGGCUCGAACCAUUACUAGAUAGAAUUGCCCGUAGUAAGACUACAGUAGUCUGCCCCGUAAUCGACGUCAUCGACGACAAUACCCUAGAGUAUCAUUACAGAGACUCGUCUUCUGUCAAUGUUGGUGGUUUCGACUGGAAUCUCCAGUUCAAUUGGCACCCUGUUCCUGCCAAAGAAAGAGCGAGACACCAACAUACAGCGGAGCCCGUGUGGUCUCCCACUAUGGCUGGUGGCCUCUUUGCUAUAGAUAAAGAAUUCUUUGAAAAAUUGGGAACAUAUGACAGCGGAUUUGACAUUUGGGGCGGAGAAAAUCUAGAGCUGUCAUUCAAAACGUGGAUGUGCGGUGGAACUCUAGAAAUAGUUCCGUGUUCGCACGUUGGUCACAUAUUCAGGAAACGUUCACCAUACAAGUGGCGGACCGGUGUCAAUGUACUGAAGAGAAACUCUGUUCGUUUAGCUGAGGUAUGGUUAGACGAUUAUGCGAAGUACUAUUAUCAGCGUGUUGGUAACGAUAAGGGUGAUUAUGGAGACAUAACUGGACGGAGACAACUGAGAGAAAAAUUAGGAUGUAAAUCGUUCGAGUGGUAUUUGAAGAACAUUUACCCUGAACUGUUCAUUCCCGGAGAAUCUGUUGCUCAUGGAGAGAUCCGAAAUGUCGCCUUCAAAAAGAUCUGUUUGGACUCUCCAGCGCGCAAGUCAGAUCAUCAUAAGCCAGUCGGACUUUACCCAUGUCAUCGGCAGGGAGGAAAUCAGUAUUGGAUGUAUUCCAAAAAUGGCGAGAUCCGACGUGACGAGACAUGUCUGGAUUAUUCUGGACAUGAUGUUGUAUUGUACCCUUGCCACGGUGCCAAGGGUAACCAGCUGUGGAUCUAUGAUGCCCGCCUAAAGUUGCUGAAGCAUGGCUCAAGUGAGAAAUGCAUGGCGGUAUCAAGGAACAAAGACAAGAUUGUCAUGGAGACGUGCAGCGAGUCGGAAUCACGGCAGAUGUGGAGUAUGGAGAACUUCAACGCCAAUAGGUUAGCGCCAGAGCUGACACAAGCCGAGUAGCCGGAGGCUUACCUAGAGGUGCUGUUCAUAUAAACAGCAUAAAGACAAUGAGAAUAACGUGACUGUGACAUAGUGUUAAUUCAAUGGUUCACUUGUUGUCUGAUGCAAUGAAUGCUUGUAGUUAAAUGUGUACUUGUAUAGUGUGAAACGCUGCAGGCUGUUUAGACUAUAAGGCUUCACUAUUUUACACAGGCUUGUUGAACAUACUACAAUGGAGAUAAUUGGUGAGAUUUUGGCGACAUCAUAGCACGUUGAAAUUGCAAUGUCAAUUGAAAUGAGCGUUGCUAGAUAUCCCCAUUUGCUAUGGUGCUGCCAUCUGUAUUAGAGAAUCUAACCUUCUCUAUUGCUAAUAUGAACCCCGUUGAACUCGGCCUAUUAACGACUGAUGUGUUCGAUUUUAGUUUCGCUUGAAUGUCAUUUGUUUAGUUCCUACAGAUUCUGUGCGAAAUAUUAUAGGAAAGUGAAUUUGUGGUUGGUGAAAAAAUUGUGUUAGUUUCAAGAAACAACUGUUAUAAUGAUGGUGCUUGCCUAUGUUUGUCUUGUGGAAGAUCGUUCUUUAUUACUUCUACUAAAAUUGUUAUGUUUUGCUGCUGUUACAAAUCAGCGUUUUAUUGUAUUUCUAUAUUUUUUUCAAUGCGUUUAUUAUUUUACUUGGAAACUUACUAAAUUAUACAUAUCUCUUCGUAAAGAAAAACAUUUAUCGAUAUUUUCAACUAGAAUGGAUGUUUUUGCCGUCUUUUUAUAAAUUUUAAAGUGUUUUAUGUAAAAUUAAUGUUGUAAUAGUAUUCUUUAUCGAGUAUUAACUUACUGGUUAGGAUUUAGUAUAGAUAUUAACUGUACAUAUCUUUGAUAUCUGUAUGCUUCGAUAUUUAUUACGAUUACAUCAAUUUCAAUAUGGACGACCUAAGAAAUGAGUCUGUGACUUGAAUAGAGAAUGAAAGUCGUCUUGAGAUAUUGUAUUGGUAUUUUUAAGCUGUAGCCACUUCAUAAAUCUUCAGAUUAUUGGUUUUCAAGUAGGUAGGUACAGACAUUUUGAUAAUGUUUUUAAAAGAUGUAGAUAACAUUAAAAAACCAAAUUAGAAUAAAAUAAUGAAUUAAUUGUGCUGGUCAUCUUUUUUGGUUCAUAGAUCAAAUACGGUAAUACUUACGAUCGAUUCGGUGUUGUUUUUAAAAAGAUAAUUACGGCUUAAACAUACCAUUACAGAAGCAAGGUCAACAAUGGAAAAUAAGAAUGGUGAUUAAAAAAAAUGGUAAUGACUUUUAGUCCGAUGUAAAUUACAUAAUUGUGAUUAAUUAGAUGUCAUUCAAUAUACCUAUCUAAUAGUUAGUCGUAUUGACUUAUGUCUUAGAAUGUAAAAAUUUUAGUGAAAUUGUAAAUUGUAAUGAUAGAUUUUUAAAACUAUGUUUAUGAAUAUAUAAGUAAAUAUUUUUGUACUCAUAAGUUACUGAGCGAAUUUAUUUUUAGUCACAUUUUAUGUCUUGUGUUAACUUCGACCAUGACUGAUUUGGUAAAAAAAUAUUAGCGGAUACGAAUGACAGAUUGUAAAAGAAAUUUUGUAACAAAGUACAUGAGUUUCUUUUCAACUUUUAAACUAGUUUCCAGAUCCAUUUUAAUAACUGAAUCUUAUACAUUCCUGAAGCAAUUAAUAGAAUAUCAGUCUAAGUAAAUUUCCUUCGAUACGUCUUCAUUAGAAAUAUAACAUUCCUCUUUGUGAUCGAUACGAAAAUAAAAUUAAUGAGUACCUAAAAUAUCCAAUACAGUUUUGAUAGAAAUAUUUUCUAGAAUAUUACCUAUACCUUUAAUUUAAUUACUUCCAUUCUUAACUGUAGACUUUGAGCCAGUAUUUUUAUUUUUCCCCUUGUUAUCUAAGGACAUAAAUAGAUAGUUCUGAAAAGACAUGAUACUGCCCAGUUGUCUUCCUAAUUGUACCCACUUGCUUUGUUUACGAUUGAAAAAAAUAACCGAUAUUAAUCCAACAUCAGUUCUAUUUAAAUGGUUUAUCAUUCUUCAUAGAAUGUCAAUACCUAUCCUCCUAAAGGUCGGCAAUACGCCAGUAACUCCAUUAGUGUUACAAGUGUCUUUGAGUAGGGCUGACUGACCAAUCAGUGGUUGGAUACCAUCAGGUGAUGCGUCUGCUCGUGUGCCUAUACGAUAAAAAUCAACAAUCCAAAGGUUUUAAAUUGGUAUUGGUUAUUGUUUUCAUUCGUUAGUCACUCUCGUCUCCUUUCCCUUACAAUCCCAUAUAACAGUUUAGGUCUACGUAAAUAAUUGACUGAAUAUAAUUUGUGAAUACGGUCGAUUGUGGAAAAAUAAAAUUAUUUUCGAUAAUCAUCGAAAGUCAUUUUAUUUAAUGAUAGCAUUUAUGAUUAAAAUAGAUAAUAAUUCAUUGUUAAAAUUAAUUUUGUGUGUUCACGUUUAGUAAUUAUUGAAUUCCAAUUAUUGCAUUAAUUGUCACAAGAUAUCGCAUAUUAAAUUUUUAAUGGGGAUACAAUUCAGUUGCAUUAAAACAUCACAAAUAUCUAAUACUAUAAUAUUUUCAUUAGAACUUAAUGUUUUUGUGGAAGAGAUUAUUUUAGUUAAAAUUUUAUUCCCAGGUUUUGAUGUAAAUAGCUUCGUAUACUUGAUAUUAUUAUAUAUGGUGUCAUUUUUAUAGUGAGAGGUGUGAAGUUAAUUUUUGUUAUAGAAUCUUACACAUUAGUUAUUCAAGGUUUUAUUCAAGUCUUAUCUAUUGAGUUAUUGAAUUGAAGUAGGUUAUUUAAAUAAAUAAAUAAUAACACUAUUAUCUUCACACCCUGUGCGUGCAAUCUGUGCAUUCGCAAUUGUAUAGUUAGUAAAUUAAUAGAAUUAAAACUAAAUAGAUAUUUAUGAAGUAAGAUGUUUUAAUGUGCCUUAUAACUUUACAUAAUUAUUAUUGAAUGUUGAAAUUUCUGUAUAUAAUGCGGUGUCUCCAAAUGUAAUUAUAAUAGGUAUGUACUAUAGCGUAUCAUUUAGAUGGCGAUUACAUAGUAUUUGUAAAAUAAAGCAUUAUGUUGGAUUUGUA